Chiloscyllium plagiosum (whitespotted bambooshark) is the source of this 2469-nucleotide messenger RNA. Lineage: Eukaryota; Metazoa; Chordata; Chondrichthyes; Orectolobiformes; Hemiscylliidae. The record is from RefSeq and is a predicted model, not a curated record.
CUACCUUCUUCCCCAUAGAAAAGCCUCGGAUGAACAGUAUUCUUACUUCUGCAACUGAACCAUAUGAUCUGUCUUUCUCAAGAUCCUACCAGAGUCUCUCACACCUUCCACCAUCUUAUGAAUCUGCAGUUAAAUCUGACAUAAGCAAGUAUUCUUCACUAAAGCGGUUAAGUGAAAAGGAGAUUGAUGAAUAUUACAUGAAAAGGCGACACCUUCCAGACUUGGCAGCGAGAGGAACCCUGCCUCUCCACAUUAUGAAAAUGAACCAGGAACACAGUAACACCAGGGAGAGGCCUAGACGACCAAUGCGAGCAAUGUCACAGGACAGAGUCCUGUCUCCAGAGAGAGAUGUGCCUCAAGAAUGUGUCAUGACUUACGAGCGCAUCCUAUCUGAUGAACAACUGCUAUCAGCUGAACGUCUUCAGUCCCAGGACCCUCUGCUCUCUCCCGAUAAAGUUAUGUCCCUCAAACGCUCGGGGUUCCGUGAAAAGGCCAUGUCCAGGGCCUUGUCCCAGUCCCACACAGAUGUCUUUGUAUCCACGCCCGUCUUAGAUCGCUAUAAGAUGACAAAAAUGCACUCGCAUCCCAGUGCCUCAAACUCUUCUUAUAAUACCUUAAAUACAAAUCAAACAAACCACACUGCUGCUAAGCGACAUGCCUUUGCUUCACGUCGGCACAACACAGUGGAACAGCUCCACUAUAUCCCAGGACAUCACCGUAAUUACCAUACAGCCAGCAAAACAGAAGUAACUGUUUGAUCUUAAUAAAAAAAAACACAUCACCGAUUCCAUAAUAACAAGAGUCUGGAAUAUUUGUCAGUGAGCCAGAGGACAAUGGCACUAUCAGACCACACUAAUUACUCACGCCCUAAUUCCUGACAUGUUAUUCGAACAAAUGCAUUUGUUUUAUCUAAACAAAGUGGCAUCCAAUAUGAGGCUUCAGUCUUUCCAGAGACAUGUAACAUCAGUUCCUUGUUUUAUUCAAGGUUUUCAUUUUAGUUGGUACAUUAGCACAACAGAUGGUAUUAUACCAUCCAGGUCACCUGACAGUUUCUAUCAAAGGAAGCCAUGUGGUAUGGUAGUCAAUUUUAAAGGGCUGAUGGAGAUACAAGGUCAGUGGUUGAAUUUCUAACCAAAUGUUAAUGCUACUAUUGGAGAUUAAAGCUAUUUUGGUUAGGAGAUACCAGGUUAGUUUUCUGAAUAGUCAGAAUUGGUGUGUUUGCUCAAUUCUUUUUUUUAAAAAAGGAAGGUUGUACCAUAUCAUCCGAAAUAUGUGAAAAAAAAUUUCAUCUUCUAAGCAUGUACAGUAUAAGUCAACCAACUCAUGGGUGACCAUUUCCAUACACUGGUAUGGGACACAGCUGGCUUUCCCUCCAUGUGUUUCUUUUGCCCCUUCAAAAGAUGAGAUGGUUACUUUGACUUCAAGGCCUAGGGAGGUAAGAUGCCUUGGAUAGUUUCACCUUAGCGAGAACAUAACUGCACAUUACUGGGCAUAGCUCAGCCAUUUUCUAUCUGUGGUCGUGAGUUGUGAGAUGUUGUUCUCAACAGAAUGGAAGACUCCAUGUUUUUCUUUGCUGAAUGAAAGAAUCCUGGAGGACAUUGCAUAGAGACAAAAUAUUGAGCUUAUUCCAUGAGCAUGUGACUGUGCAAAUGAUUUUCUUUAAUCCCAGAGGCUAAAGUGAACUUAUCGUUUUUUAAAACUUAGUUAUCAAGUUUGUGCUGGAUUAUGGACUGCCAAUCGUUCCAAUACUGAAAUCAUCAAUCAGGUCAAUAGGCUAAAUUCAGUGACAAUAUGAUAUGAAAUAAAUGAAAAAUCAUCAUUUCUUAGUCAUCAAUAGUUUAUAGCCAAGAACUAUAAGUCAUUCAGACAAAUCAGUAUUUCCCAUAGAAAGUAAUAGAAGCAGACUUGCCAUUCACUUUUUAUGCCACAUGUGCCCUUUAUCCUCAUCUUUUCUUCUUCUUUUGUGUUUCAUUUCUCUGUUUCAACCUUGCUUCUCAUAUUUUUAUGGCACCAUGUCAUUUGCCUUUUUUUUCCAGACAGUCCAAUCUUCUUGGAAAUAUUCAUUGCUUUUCCAUGUUUGGCACUUUUGAAAACAUUCAUGCUUUUUUGAUGGCCUUCAAUUUUGAAGCAAAUACCCCUUGCUGUUUUACAUUUUGUUCAUCUUUGUUUUCCUUUUAUGCCGAUGAUGCUUCUAACGUUUCUGCUUAGUUAGGCACUAGGCUUUGCAUAUGCAGUGAAGCUUGCUAUGAAAAUUUGCCUGCAAGCACAAUGUGACAAUGAAACUUGGCAUGUCCUAAAAACAGUGCACUGGAUGUUUUGAGAGUAGGUCUGAAAAUUGAUAUUCUCACAGAAUAGCAUGUUAAAUAUUCAGACUCCUACUACUCGGAUGAUGGUGGAAUCUGAGGAGUUGUAAAGUUAAAGUUUGUGAAAAUUGUGGUACAUAUGUUUGAAGCUAUAUAUAAAUACUGG